UCCGCCGGGUCGUUGGGGGAAGCUGUUGUCGUGUUUUGGUGUUUUGGGUUGAAACUCUGGAGGUUUUUCUUUUAAUUUUUAACGUAAACUUUUAAAAAGUGAUAUUCUGAACGGAUGCGGGGCGAAGAGUCGUCGGAUUCGGAGUCGGGGAGGAUGGAGGAGAGCUCGGUGCGGAGGAGUUUGGAGACGUUGUGUCAGGAGCUGAACAUGGACGAGCAGACCGCCACUGAAGCCAUGGAGAACUUCACUGCCAUCUGGAACACAUACACGCUGGAGGGAGAGGUGGUGCACUGGUUGGCCUGCUCUCUGUAUGCAGCCUGCAGGAAGGGCUCCACUCCCACGGUGGGUAAAGGGUUAAUGGAAGGAAACUGUGUCUCCCUCACGAGGAUCCUGCGCACAGCCAAACUCAGUCUGAUCCAGUUCUUCUCUAAGAUGAGGAAGUGGGCCGACAUGUCCAACCUGUCGCAGGACUUCAGGCUGCGCGUCGAGCGACUCGAGCGCAACUUUGAGGUUUCCACUGUGAUUUUCCGCAAGUUUGAGCCCAUCUUCAUGGACAUGUUUCAGAACCCGCAGGGAGGCGAGCCGCCACGGCAACCACGGAGCAGGAAACACAGGCGGCUGCCCUGUCACAUCAGCGAUGUGUUCAAGUUCUGCUGGACUCUGUUUGUCUACACCAAAGGUAACUUCCGUAUGAUCGGUGACGACCUGGUGAACUCGUACCACCUGCUGCUUUGCUGUCUGGAUUUGGUGUUUGGCAACGCUCUGCUGUGCGCCAACAGGAAGGACCUCAUCAACCCGACAUUCAGAGGUCUGCCUGCUCUCUACCGUGCUGAUGGCCACGUUUCACCAGACGAGCCUCCCCCGUGUGUUUUGGAGAGGUUAUGCGAGCUGCACGACGGGCUGGUGGUGGAGGCAAAAGGCAUCAAACAACAUUACUUCAAACCCUACAUACAGAAACUGUUCCAGAGACAGAUCCUGAAAGGCAACGAGGACCAUUUAACAGAACUGCUGGAUCCUCAGAACUUCAUUGAUAACAAUAAAGCCAUUAACAGGGAGUAUGAGGAGUACGUGUUGACGGUGGGAGAUUUUGAUGAGAGAGUGUUUCUGGGAGCCGACGCCGACGAAGAAAUCGGGACUCCAAGAAAGAUCAUUCAGGAACCAUCUGUGAGCCAGACGACUGCGCAGAACCAGCUGCAACAACAUGUACAGAAGUCGGGCUCUCUCGCGCCCUCCACCCCUCUGACGGGACGAGUUUACCUGAAGGAGAAGGACCUGCUGGUCACGCCCGUCUCCUCUGCGACGCAGAGCGUCAGCCGGCUGCAGAGCAUGGUGGCCGGGUUGAGGGCGGCGCCCAGCGACCACCUGAUGCAGAUCUUCAAGUCGUGCUCCAGAGAUCCCACAGAGUCCGUCCUGGGCAGAGUGAAGACGCUGGGACAAACCUUCAAAGAACAUUACACCAACGACUCCGAGGACAUGCCCGGCUCUCAUAUAGACUUUGCAGAAAACCGUUUGAAGCUGGCGGAGGUCCUCUACUAUAAGAUCCUGGAGAACGUCAUGGUUCAGGAGACCAAACGGCUGCACGGCAAAGACAUGAGUGUGUUAUUGGAGCAGGAUAUCUUCCACUGUUCCCUGAUGGCGUGUUGUCUGGAGGUGGUGCUGUUCGCCUACAGCUCCCAGAGAAGCUUCCCCUGGAUCAUCAACAUCUUCAAACUCUCCCCAUUCUACUUUUUUAAGGUGAUCGAGGUGUUUAUCCGCUCAGAGGAAGGUCUGUCCAGAGACAUGGUGAAGCACCUGAACCUGAUCGAGGAGCAGGUUCUGGAGAGCAGAGCGUGGAGCGCUGACUCCGCCCUGUGGAGCGCCCUGCAGGCUGCUGGGAACAAAGUCCCCACAGUGGAGGAGGUGAAUUUCUCCUCCAGUCUCGACACUGGUUCUGGUCCUGGUUCUGGCUCUGGUUCUACCAGCGCAGGUCAGUCCCACCUGCCUCUGGUCGCCCUCUCCCCGAUCAUCCACCCCCGCAUCAGGGAGUUCAGAUCAGGCCUGGGCAGCGCACGGAAAGAUGUGCCUCCCUCUCCGCUGUCGGUCCACGACAGGUACAGCUCCCCGGCGGCCGGCAGCGCCAAACGGCGUCUGUUCGGCGACGAUCCUCCGGCCGCGACAUUAGGAGCGCCCUCAGGCCUGAGCCCGAUGUCGUCGCCGGCCAAGAGGUUGACGUUUGGCUCGACCAGCACCCUGAAGAUCGGAGCUCAGGGCGCCCAGGCCACCGUCCUGAGUAUCCCGCUGCAAGGUCUGAACAACGACCGCACUAUCACGCUGAUCCCGGUUCAGCCGUGCGACUCCUCUGGCACCAUCACUGCUCAGUUCCUGCUGAACGCCUCCCCGAGCCGCAUCGCCACCGCUCCCACGACCUCCGACCCCCAGACAGGAAGCGGCCGGCCACGACGCACCGGAUCACUCGCUCUGUUCUUCAGGAAGGUGUAUCACCUGGCCAGUGUCCGUCUGAGGGAUCUGUGUGUGAAGAUGGACGUGUCGUCGGAGCUGCGAGGGAAAAUCUGGACGUGUUUUGAACACUCUCUGGUUCACUGUACCGGUCUGAUGAAGGACAGACACCUCGACCAGCUGCUGCUGUGCAGCGUCUACAUCAUAUCCAAAAUCACCAAAGAGACUCACACCUUCCACGACAUCAUGAAGUGUUAUCGCAGCCAACCACAGGCCAGCAGCCAUGUUUACCGCAGCGUGUUACUGCGUCACACUCCCAGAGAGCCGGUGACUGAUGAGAACAUGGAGGUGGAUCCUGUUUCUGGUGGUGAAUCCGCAGAGAAAACCAAUCAGGUCUCAGGAGAAACGAACUCCGACCAAUCAGGGGAGGAGGAACGCGGUGACCUCAUCCAGUUCUACAACAACGUCUUCGUCCUGAAGAUGAAGAGCUUCGCACUGCGAUACGCCGUCCACGAUAACCGGGCGGACGCUCCUCCUCUCUCUCCGUUCCCGUCGGUCCGGGCUCAGCCUCUCUCCCCUCGCCGAAUUUCCCAGAGACACUCGCUGUACGUUUCUCCUCACAAGAACUCUGCAAGCUGCCUCACUCCGAACUCCUACACCUACAGGAUCAACAGCAGCCCGUCCAAGGAGUUGUCCGACAUUAACCGGAUGAUCCGUCAGGGCUCUGUGAGCAGGAAGCGGGCCUUCACCAUGGAGGGCGAUGUGAUGAUGUCGUCAUCCUGCGACUCUCCCAGUAAGAGGGCGUGUCCGGAGAACGGCAGCAGUCCGGACGUGCUGCUGAAGCGGCUGCAGGACGUCGUGUCCGAGCGGCAGAGUCACUGACGGAGCGACAGACGGAGAGACACGUCAAGACAUUCAAGUACUGAAUUAACUUUCAUUACAGAACUUUAAAUUUAAUGAUGAAAAAAGACGCUAAGAGUCUUUUUUCAUCAGUUUAAUUGUGACCUUUUAUGUGUGAUAACCCGAGAGUCAUAGAACCUGAGCUGCAGAUAAUCGCAUGAUUCGUGCCAUUUUAUUCUGUCCAAAUAAUCCACCUAGAGUCUUGUCACAACCCCAUAAAAUCUGGAUUUGAAUCCAGUAAUAAUAUCUAAAAUGUGACAUUCGAGCCCCAUCAGGAAUCAAAACACACAAUCACGACACACUUUACCUGUUUCACCUUUUCACCUUCGAGGACUUUUUAAUUUCAGCCGAACUUUCACUUUUCAGCAUCUUCAGUCACUGUUGCACCAAACUGCGUGUGAUAAAAGCCUCCUAACUCUUACAAAAGUCCCUAAAAAUCUCUCUAAAAAUCUCUGAACUUGUAUAAAAGUCUCUACUUUUGUAAAAGUCUUUUAACUCUUCUAAAAAUCUCUUAACUUUUAUAAACUUUUAUCCCACAAAUGCAGCUGAUCGCGCCCACGUUAGUGUCGCACGAUUGUUUCAGUGUUUAAAGUC
Messenger RNA from Plectropomus leopardus (leopard coralgrouper), 3930 nucleotides. RefSeq names its product retinoblastoma-like 1 (p107) (gene rbl1). Gene Ontology annotation, molecular function: RNA polymerase II transcription regulatory region sequence-specific DNA binding. Gene Ontology annotation, biological process: cell differentiation; regulation of transcription by RNA polymerase II; negative regulation of G1/S transition of mitotic cell cycle. Gene Ontology annotation, cellular component: nucleus; chromatin; transcription regulator complex. The record is from RefSeq and is a predicted model, not a curated record. NCBI's taxonomy places the organism in Eukaryota, Metazoa, Chordata, Actinopteri, Perciformes, Serranidae.